AGUAUUCAAAACAAUUAUUUUUAUCAAUUAGAUACUUCUGACGGAUAUCCCGUCAGAAGUACCUCUGUACCUACUGUCCACACACUUUCUUAUCACUUCUCAUCUAACUUUUUUCAUUCCAAGCCACAUUCACUCUUCACUCUUCACUCUUUAAACAUAGAUGUAUAUUGACUAAUGAAUCAAGGCCAACAUUUUGAGUUCAUAUCUUCCUUUCAUCGAUGUGAGUAUUUAAAAUUCUUGAUAAAUAACUUGUUGAUGUUUUUAUGUUUAAAUUAAAUUUAUGUUGUGUGCAUAUGUGAUUCAUAUACUUGUGUGCAAGUGUAGGUAUAUAUGAUAUGUUUAAACUUUCAUGAGCAUUCAUUAAAAUUGAAUAAUAAACAUAAACAUUAUUUUGAAUAUUUAUAAUUCAAUAUUGGUGUAAAUUUUAUCUUUGAUUUAUAUGUCAUUUUUUGCAUUGUUUAGAUGUCUAUGGAUCGUACUUGGAUUGGUAGAAGAUCCAAUCCGAAUGGUUAUGGUUUUACAGACGAGUAUUUUGCCGGAGUGGAUGAAUUUCUAGAAUUUGCGCAAAGAAAUUGUAGAGAGCCAAAUGGUCUUAUCUUAUGUCCAUGUAAGGUGUGCAAAAAUCAGCACUUAAAGAGUGUAAUGGAAGUCAAGUAUGAUCUGAUUGCAGUUGGAUUUCUCGAGAGUUAUGUUGUAUGGUAUUAUCACGGGGAAGUUGUUGCUAGUGGUUCGAGUAAUCAACGACGAAAUAUUCAGUUUAGAGAUGUGUUUGAUCAAACAGAAAUGUUGAGAGAUGCGUUUGGGGAGGAUUAUAUUAACCAUGAAGAGCCUAACAUGCAAGCAGCUGAAUUUUUGAAUAAUGUGAAUGGUUAUGGGGCCCCUAUAUAUCCGGGAAACACAAAAUAUACGCAGCUGACUUUUGUUAUGAAAUUACUACAUUUUAAAAAUCGUCAUGGUUGUAGUGAAAAUGGCUUUAAUGAGCUGCUCUUCCUACUUCGAGAUGUAUUUCCGGAGCAUCACAAAAUACCAGAAAAUUAUAAUGACUGUAAGAAGAUGGUCAAGAAGUUGAACUUGGGUUACGAAAAAAUACAUGCUUGUGAGAAUGAUUGCAUGUUGUUUUAUGGUGAUGAUAGUCAUAGAAAGUAUUGCAAGCAUUGUAAGUUGAGCCGAUACAAAGAUCCCAAGGUAGGGGGAGUCGUACAAUUCCAAGGAAGAUCUUAAGAUAUUUUCGUCUUACUGAUCGUCUACAACGGCUCUAUAUGUCUGGACGUACUGCUGAACAAAUGCGGUGGUACAAAAAUAGAAUUGUGACAGAUGGAGUCAUAACUCACCCUGCAGAUGGAGAUGAAUGGAAAGAAUUUGAUAGGAAUUAUCCUGAUUUUGCACUAGAAGGACGUAAUGUAAGAAUUGGGCUUGCAACUGACGGUUUCCCCCCUAUAGCAAUGAAGCGCUACUUGGAGAUAUGCGCAGAGAAGGGCAUCGAUCCUAAAAAAACUCAGAUUCGAAGUUGGAUAGAUGCUGUUGGUCUAAAGAAGAAUAAAAUUCUGGGAUUUCCUAAGCUUCGAGCUUCUGAUAUUAUCGGCUAUAAGGGACGUAGGGCGACCAGAAAAGGUGAGGGAGGGUCGGGAAGAUCUACUCUCACUCGCCUACGCGAUGAUCUGCUUAUGCGUGUAGUUGAUGAAACCCUUGCCCAUGCUCGGUCACAUCCUCAAGAUUACCAACUAACUGCAGAUCAAAUUCAGCUUCUUGCACAAGAUUUUGUGGAUGGAGAGUCUCAUCUCCCUGCAGACCAUCCUAUUACGCAACAACUUCAGAACCAGAUCAUCCAGGUGAUGGUUGACGUACUCAAUCAUUUGUACAAGACGCAGGGUCCAGGCAAAGUAAAGGGGAAAGCACAUGCUGAAGAUGAUGGUGAUGAUCAUGACGAGGGUGGUGGCGAUAGUGAUGACAAUGACAAUGAUGGCGAUGGCGAUGUUGGUUCCUAUAAGAGAUCUGAUGGUGCAAUUAGAAUCACAGGGUAGCUUACUUGGUUUUCAUUUUAAGUAAGAGAUAUUUUGGUAUUCUCUACAAGCUUUUGUACUCUUCAAAUGUAGUGGACAAGUAGCUAGCUCUUUAUGUUGUAUGAUAUCCACGAAACUUUGCUACUGUUGGUUUUGCUUUGUAUCUAAGUUUAACUUAAACUCGUGACUUUAUGGUAUUGUAAAUUAGUAGCUUUUCUUUCAAUUUCGGUUGUGUUGAUGGUUUAAUGCUAUAGCGGCUAGUUUAUUAUACAGAGGAUAUGUUUUAAUGUUUGGAAGUCUAUUUGGUAUUGCUGUUGUUUGUUGUUGAUUAGAGCCAAUUUGGCUGGGAAAUGAAAAAACAGGGUAAAGAUCUCUUUGGCAGGGCAAACUUCCAACAACAUGUCUGUCAAAAAUUCGCAAAAGAAGCUGUCAAAAGUUUAUACAUGUGACAGCCAUAAUCGUCGGAAUAACAUACUUUUGACCGCAGGGAGGUUACACAACAUUUGUUGGAAAUUAAUUCUUCUUACAU
Molecule: messenger RNA, 2529 nt
Organism: Daucus carota subsp. sativus
Lineage: Eukaryota; Viridiplantae; Streptophyta; Magnoliopsida; Apiales; Apiaceae
Exons: 4
Coding region: 1260-2021 (253 amino acids)
Source: RefSeq, a predicted model, not a curated record